Molecule: messenger RNA, 1006 nt
Organism: Trametes versicolor FP-101664 SS1
Lineage: Eukaryota; Fungi; Basidiomycota; Agaricomycetes; Polyporales; Polyporaceae
Exons: 6
Coding region: 205-783 (192 amino acids)
Source: RefSeq, a predicted model, not a curated record
GUCGCGAGAAUCAAGCCUGACGUCGUCCCAUCUCUCAUCCUCCUCCACAAGCCUAUUCAGCCCUUGCCCUUCUGGGAAUUCGCACCAGUAGAGCGUAUUUUGGACAGGAACUCCAGGAAGAGGAAUACCGGCGUCGUCAAUACACGAACUCCGUUGGACGUUGACACCGGCCGUAGUUACCACAUUCGCAUAAGCUGCACCAAAAUGAAUUCGUCCACACAGACGCCUGCAGCGCCUGGAAGAGACACGUAUACUGGUGCCUCUACCACCGUAGAAAUUGACUGCCCGAACGAUAUCACCGGUUUGGAAAGAGUUAUGUUGAUCGCUCAAGGAGACCUGCAGCGAUUGCUCAGCGCUUUCUUCGCCAGAACAAUCAACAUCGAGUGCAUAUACUCCAACACUGGCCCUCGGAACUCGAGCGCAUCUCCUCAAAAUCCCAUCAAGCAGGCACGCCAGGUCCACCUCAAGUGUGGUACACGCAUUCUAUGCAUCGCAACUUCCUCAGUCACAGUCACUUCGCCCGAGUGCGAGAGGCUUCUGCUCGACGAACGCUUCGCCCUUGGCCAGAUAUUCCGACAUCUCCGACGCUACCCAGACUUCGCCCUUCUGAACGUUGUCGCCGAAACUGUUAACGGCAAACGCGAACUUAGGAGAACGUACAGGCUCGAAACACUGGGCAUCAUGUGUGAGAUCCUCGAGGUCUUCCCCGAUCGUGAUAUGUUCUCCAGGGGAGAAGCAUGGUUAAACCAGGAACCUCAAGACCAGACUCCCGCCGAAUCGUAGUUGUUGAAGACCUCGGCUUGUCCGAGUGCACCGGCCGCUCGGGCCACAAUGCUGCUGCUCCCACCAGAGACCCCCCUUACUCAGCUGCCUCCCACACGGACUUAGAUGUACAUAGAAUGGUCGAAACGAGAAGUUGCAGCGAUGCUUCUAUGUCAUUGUAGAUCCAUGUGUGUUUCCGCGGAAAGUUGCGGGUUGCUUUAGAGCGCUGACCAGUGUUGCCUAC